AUGGUAACUCUAACUCAACAACACACAUAUGACAUACCUACCAGUUCCUGCUACACACGUUUCCUUUCACAGUGACUAGUCCUUGAUUUCAGACACCAAACUCCAAUAACAGUCUCAACAAAACAACCAUAUUAAGAAACCCUUUCUUAACCCUCUUGUUUCGUCACAUGGGUGUCUCAAAUUUUUCAUCUUUCACAUCAUGAACAUCACAUAACCAUCAUGCUCUUACCUUAGCAAAUUUUCUUUGUAUCUUUAUGCUAAGUUGCUGCUAUUGCUAACUCUGUCCCUCUCAUAAGAUCCUAUCUAAAAAUUCAUGGCACCCUCAAUUGUUUUGUCUCUACUACCCCUUCUUCUGGUUUCAACUUGUUGUUAUGCGCAACCCCUUGAAGAGGGUUUUAUCUCUGGGGUCAUAUCUGACAAGGGUCUUGAAUAUGCCAAGGAGUUGUUGAUAGAGAAAGGUAUUGCCUCCAUUGUUAUGCUUCAGCUGCCAGAGAUUGAGAAUUCUGCCCAAGUCCCUUUGGUUGGAAAUGCUAAAGUGGUUCUUUCUGACAUCACAAUCAAGGAUGUUGAAGUCAAUUCUUCAUCUGUUAAGACUGGGGAGAGUGGCAUUGUUCUAGUGAUUUCAGGUGCCAUUGCUAAUAUGAGUAUGAGGUGGAGGUACACUGUCAGCUCUUGGUUAAUCCCAUUUGGAAUUUCAGAUAGUGGGAAUGCUUCAGUGAAGGUUACAGGUAUGCAAGUGGGACUCACAGUAAAUAUAAGGAACCAAGAAGGAACACUUAAAUUGGCUCUCUUAGAUUAUGGAUGUUAUGUGGGAGACUUAUCUAUAAAGUUGGACGGUGGUGCAUCUUGGCUUUACCAAUUGCUGGUAGAUGUUUUUGAAGGGGAUAUAACAUCUGCAGUUGAAGAGGGUAUUUCAGAGAAAAUAAAAGAAGGGAUAAUGAAUCUUGAUCAUUUUUUGAAAUCUCUUCCAGAGCAGAUCUCACUAGACAAAACUGCUGCACUAAAUGUUUCUUUUGUUGGCAAUCCUGUGUUGAGUAACUCCUCUAUUGCUAUUGCAAUUAAUGGUUUAUUCACAGGGAAAAAUGAAGUUUUAGUACCUCAACGUUACUACCAGAAAGGAAUGAAGAUUUCUGCUGCCUGUGGUGGUUUACAAAAGAUGAUAAAGGUUUCAAUACAUGAAAAUGUGUUCAAAUCUGCUUCCCUAGUUUACUACAAUGCAGGUAAAAUGCAAUUGAUUAUUGAUGAACUGCCUGAUCAGGACAUUUUGAACACUGCUGAAUGGAGAUUCAUAGUUCCCCAAUUAUACAAGCGAUAUCCAAAUGAUGACAUGCAACUUAAUAUCUCUAUAUCUUCUCCACCAGUUAUACAAGUGACCUACCAAGACAUUGGUGCAACUAUUUUUGUAGAUAUAACGAUUGAUGUUCUGGAAGACGGUGAAGUCAUACCUGUUGCAUGCAUCUCAGUGGAAAUUAGUGCUUCAUGUGCUGUGGAAAUUGAAGGAAACAAUAUUGCUGGUUGGCUCAGAUUACAAACAUUUUCUGCAUACUUGAAGUGGAGCAAAAUAGGGAAACUGCACGUGCGUCUGAUCCAGUCACUAAUGUCAAGUGUCCUCAAAACUGUUGUCCUUCCAUACCUGAACUUCAAAUUAAAGAGAGGAUUCCCAUUACCAAUUAUUGAUGGUUAUGGCUUUCAGAAUGCAAUUAUCUUGUACAAUCAUCCAUGGAUUAUGGUGUGUAGUGAUGUUUCCUUCUUAGAAGAUUACUAUCUAGGUCAACAGUUAGCUUAUGUUUCAUAAAAUAUAGCUACAUUAAAAAAUUUGCCUGCUGUAUUAUUGUGGUAAGAAGGUUGUAAAUGAAGAAUAUAUAUAGAAACCCAUUUGUAAGUUACUCGUGUACAUUUCACAAUUAGUAUACCUUUUGGAUUUAGCCUUGUAUACACAUACAUCCUGCCAUGAAGAUUACUUGUUAAAAAUCUAUACCAUUAUUUUUGUGUCA
Messenger RNA from Glycine soja, 1994 nucleotides. Its product is annotated as putative BPI/LBP family protein At1g04970. The record is from RefSeq and is a predicted model, not a curated record. The coding region runs from base 314 to 1795 and encodes 493 amino acids. NCBI's taxonomy places the organism in Eukaryota, Viridiplantae, Streptophyta, Magnoliopsida, Fabales, Fabaceae. Gene Ontology annotation, molecular function: lipid binding. The transcript is spliced from 6 exons.